Molecule: messenger RNA, 12153 nt
Organism: Drosophila miranda
Lineage: Eukaryota; Metazoa; Arthropoda; Insecta; Diptera; Drosophilidae
Product: obscurin
Exons: 37
Coding region: 367-12078 (3903 amino acids)
Biological process (GO): protein phosphorylation
Molecular function (GO): ATP binding; protein binding; guanyl-nucleotide exchange factor activity
Source: RefSeq, a predicted model, not a curated record
AUGCAGUUAAAAUCAUUGGUAUCUGCACGCGGCGGCUGGCUUUUCUCUCGCGACUACAGUCUAUAGGGAAAUCUAAUAUAAUACGCUGCAUGCCCAUGCCCGCAUCCGAACCGAUCGAAUAUUGCGAACAUAUUAUGACAAACGAAUUCCGGUGCACACAGCCGAAUAUAAACAACCAACCGAUCAUCGAUUUACGGGGCUAGAGCAUGUCCAAAAACCCUGUGCAAAUAAAUAGAAACGAAUUUUUGAGCUGCCUGCAGUAAUAAGUUAUGCAAUACACAUCCACAUCCCCAUCCACAGAAGUGCAUAAAUUUUUUUAGAGUGUGAAGUGAAUCGAGUGAUAACCAGUCAAUCAGAUCCAAAACCAUGGAUAACGUUCCAGACAUUGUAUUCGUGAGCCGGGACUAUCAGGCUCAAACGUUGGCCGCUGACGAGAUCAGUGUUUCCCGUGGAGACCUCGUCGAACUAUUGAGUACAAAAGCCGCUGAAAAAUCAAGAUGCUUUGUGAGAAUGUUCGAUAGUGGCGAUGCCCCCAAGGAAGGUUGGGUACCAAUUGAAAUACUAGAAUUUAAUCCAAACAUGAAAAACUCGAAUGGUAAAGAAAACGGCGAUGCGGAGUUUAAAAAGCAGACUAUCCUAAGGGAGCUGGUAGAAACCGAGGAAGAAUUUUCCAGAGAUCUGCUCCACGUAGUGGAAAAAUACAUUAAAGGCAUUGAUAAACCGGUAGUCCCCAGAUCAGUGAGAGACAACAAGGAUGUCAUAUUCUGCAACUUUCUGCACAUUGCGGAAUUUCAUAAUAAUGUACUCAAGGAAGGACUUAAGUGCUACAGUAAUCAGCCGAAUAUGGUGGCCAAAACCUUUCUUCGCCUGGAGAGGGACUUUGACAAGCAUGUGGAGUACUGCCAGAACGAGCCAUUGGCCCAGGAGUACCUGAGCUCCGACCCUGAAGCAAGCAAAUACUUUCAAGAACUUUCAAAACAACUUGGGGACGAUAAAUCUCUUUCGGAACAUCUUAAGCUCCCCAUCCAACGGAUAAACGACUAUCAACUUCUGUUCAAGGACUUCAUUAAAUACUCACAAAGCUUGAAAGAGAAUGUUAAAGAUUUGGAGCGGGCCCUAGAGUUAAUGCUUAGUGUGCCGGGUAGAGCAUAUGACAACAGAUUUCUUUCUAGCAUCGAGGGCUGUCGCGGCAACAUCUACAAAUUGGGGCGCCUGUUGCUGCAUGAGUGGUGCACUUUGAUUGAUAAGGACGGCAAGGCUCACGAGCGCUACUGCUUUCUGUUCAAGUCAAGAAUAUUAGUAACCAAGGUGCGCAAAAUAUCAGAGAGCAGAUCCGUAUUUAUUUUGCAAAACAUCGUCAAGCUUCCUCUCUGUAAUGUCGAGCACAAAGCCGACGAGAAGCAGAUUCUUAUAAGCCUGAAAGCCCCGGACGCAAACUCAAUCUUUCCGAUUAACAUUAGGCCCCACGGCGAAGAGGCUCCCCUGACUUGGUUCAAAGAGAUUUCCUCGUACGUCAACCAAGACGUUACACUGCAAGAGCACAACGCAGAUGAUCUGAAAGUAGACUCCUCCCAAGUAGUUGCCGAAAGUGAGCUGCUCCUGCACCUGCCUCAACGCGCAGAGGCGCAUGAUCCAAGUUCCAGUAUUCGUCCCUCCGAUGUUGCUGAGAACUACUUCCUGAGCAAGGAGACCAAAGAGCGGCUGCAGCUCGAGCAGCAGGAACUGCUGAAGCUUGAGCAGGAGUCCAUCGAGCUGUACAAGAAACAGCACGACCGGCAAUAUUCUUCAAAGACAACUGCUGAAAAGCAUACCAAGGUCGAGUCCAAGGCAGUUCAAAUUUCUAGCUCGCAGUCGUACUCUACUUCGGAAGUUCAUACCAAGACUGGAGCCAUCAGAGAAGAGUCCAUUUCUAGGGCCGCAGAGACUACUCCACCGGCUCCGCCAGUCAAAAAGGUUGCACCGUCACCGCAGCCCAAACCGGAGACAGUCUUAGCUCCAGAAUCGGCUUCACAUUCCAAGGAAGUCGAAACAUCGCCACAAGUCGAACCAGUGAUCGAGCCUGUGGCUGUCACCAGUUCAAUUGCAAGGCAAGAAAUACACGAGAUCGUAUCUGUAUCUGAGAAAACUGAGUCAACUGCAAUCGAAUCAGUUGUUCUGAAAGACGAAUCUACCACCGAAACCAGUCAGAUUGAUAUAUUAGCUGCAGCAUCCUCCAGAACUCGGGACUACGAUAGAGGUACUUCGUAUGACAGCACUGCAGAGAAGCACUAUGGAGUAAGUUCCAGACGCGAUCGUAGCUCCGUUGACAAGGUUGAGGCACGCUCAUCCCUCCUGGCCACAGGCCGCACAGAGAGCCGCGCCGAGAGCCGAGCUGAGAGCCGGGCUUCCUAUUCAGUAGCCGAAUCGCGAUCUGGCAUCCGGUCUGCUUCCCGUCAACUAGAGGAUCGACCACUACGCUCUGUCGACAAGCCUGUUGUCGUAAAGAUGCUAAAGAGCGUCCAGGUGGACAUUGGAGAGACCGCGCAUUUUGAAAUCCAGUUCAAGGACCAGCCCGGACUGGUGACCUGGCUAAAGGAUAACAAGCCCCUGGAAGAUCGUUUGGCUGAUCGAGUUAUUCAGACUAGUGCUCCAAUGAAUUCGUACCGGUUGGACAUCAAGAACUGCAGUGAGAGCGAUGCGGGAACCUACACCAUUCGCGCUCAAUCCGCGUCCGAAACGACCACUUUAUCGGCGCAACUGGCUGUGGGCCAAGCACCUGGCCAUGAUGAGACUAAAACCAAUGUGGCGCCAGCAUUUCUGGUUAGCUUAAAGGAUGCUGAAAUGAUUGAGAACACUCUAUUCCGCUUCAUGAUCAAAAUCAAAGGCGAUCCCAAGCCCAGGGUUAAGUUCUACAAGGAUCAGGUGGAAAUCCUGGAAGUCAACGAUCGCAUUCAAAUAAUCAGAGACAAGGACUAUUUGGGAUUCUAUGAGCUGGUCAUUGCCGACGUCCAGAAAACUGACAGUGGAACCUACACUUGCAAGGCUUCGAAUAAGUAUGGCGAUGCUAGCUGUGAAGCUGUAGCAACCACAGUGGAGGACAGGAAUCCGUUCGGUGCGCUCAGUGGACAAAUUCUGCCAGCCGGGGAGAGGCCCGUGUUCGCUUGGAAGCGAAACGGAGAGGAGUUCGAUCCCGAGGAACGGUUCAAAGUACUCUUCGGCGAGGACGAGGACUCGCUGGCUCUGGUCUUCCAGCACGUAAAGCCUGAGGAUGCCGGCAUCUACACCUGUGUGGCUCAAACAUCAACUGGAAAUAUCUCCUGCAGCGCCGAGCUGUCGGUUCAGGGCGCUAUUCAGACCCUGAACAGGGAGCCUGAGAAGCCCACACUAGUGAUCGAGUACCGCGAGGCCAACACGAGCAUCGGUGGAACGGCCAUCCUGGAACUGCAGUGCAAGGGCUUCCCCAAGCCAGCCGUGCUCUUCAAGCACGAGGGCGAGGUCGUCGAGGUGGAUGACCGCCAUAAGUUCAUGUACGAGGACGAGGAGAGCAUGUCGCUCAUUAUAAAGAACAUCAACACCGCUGAUGCCGGAGAGUACACUAUUGAGGCUGUGAAUGAACUGGGCCAUGAUGAGUCGACGAUUAAUCUAGUCGUAAAAGCUCCACCGAAGAUAAAGAAGAUUAAGGACAUUACUUGUUCGGCUGGAGAGACAAUCAAAAUGGAAAUCGAAGUGGAAGGCUUCCCUCAGCCCGCCGUGAUUGUGACUAACAAUGCGAAGGAUGUGAGCAGUGAGAAAAACGUGAAGAUCACAUCGAGCUCCGUUGGAAAGAGCGUGGAGAAGGUUGUUGUCGAAAUUUCGGACAUAAAGCUAGCCCAAGCGGGCAACUACUCGAUUAGGGCCACCAACGACAUCAGCCAGACGUCCGAGUACUGGAGUUGCACCGUCAAAUCCAAGCCAGUGAUAGUCAAGACCUUCGAGAGCGAGUACAUCCACGGGGAAAAGGAGAACGUGCAGAUGACAGUCCGGAUAGAUGCCUACCCCGAAGCCAAGCUUAUCUGGUACCACGAUGAAACCGAGAUCAAGCUAACAGACUCGAAGUACAGCGUGAGCACCGAUGGCAACGCCUACACUCUGAAGAUAACUGGCGCCACCCGCGUGGAUGCUGGCAAAUAUACGGUGAAGGCCACAAAUGAGCACGGGUCGGCGACCAGCUCCACCCAGCUGCUGAUCAAGUGCUCCCCGGAAUUCACCAAGAAGAUGAAAAACAUUACCGUAGCGGAAGGCGACUCUAAUGUGGAGCUUGUUGUGGGUGUCGAUGCUUAUCCCCGUCCACACGUCAAGUGGUACAUUGACGGCAUCGAGAUCGACGAGAAGAGGAACGAGUUCCGUCAUGUGGAGGAGGGCAACGACUUCAAAUUGGUUUUGAAUAAGGCGGCAACCAAUAUGCAAGGAACAUACUGCUGCAAAAUAAUGAACGACUACGGAAAACUGGAAGACAAUUGCGUUGUGACCGUCAACUGCAAGCCGAAGGUGAAGCGGGGUCUUAAGAACAUUGAAGUACAGGAAGGAAAAUCCUUUACAUUAGAGGUCGAAGUGUACAGCGAGCCAGAGGCGAAUAUUAAAUGGUUCAAAGACGGCCAUGAAAUCUAUGAAGAUGCACGCAUUAAGAUUUCCCGCGAUUCGCAGCGCAUUGAAAACUAUUACCUUACUCUGAAUCUGGCUAAAACUGAAGACUCGGGUACUUACGAGGUCAAGGCAGCAAACUUUAUUGGCGAGACGACAUCCACCUGCAAGGUCGUUGUUUUAACAAGCGACACUAUGUCUCUGGAACAAACAGUGACUAAAACUAUGAUUGCGACGACUGAACAGCCUGAAGAAGGGGCUGUUCCUGAGAUCCUCCACGUGGACGUCUUCCAGACGCACAGUUUCGAGAGUGUUCCACUCAAAUAUGAGGUCAUCGCCACGGGCAUACCCAAGCCGGAAGCGAUAUGGUAUCACGAUGGGAAACCGAUUACAUCGGAUAAGCAUACGGCGAUUACGGUGGAUGGGGAUCAUUAUAAGCUGGAGGUGCAGUCCCUAGAUCUUGUCGAUGCUGGAGAGUACAAGGUGGUUGUGCAAAACAAAUGUGGCGAGAAGUCGCAUCAAGGAGAUCUGUCUCUCUCAGGUGUGGCUGAAUAUCGCAAGCCGAUACUUACCCAGGGAUCGGGCCUAAAGGACAUAAAGGUGAACAAGGGAGAUAAGGUUUCUGAGCCGGUCAUAUUCACAGCCGAUCCCGCACCCGAAAUCGUGUGGCUCAAGGACGGCCAGCCAGUGAAGGAGAGCAAUAACCUCAAGCUAAAGCUGGAAAAGAAAGAACUUGAGCAUGGUCUGCAGCAAUAUACUUGCACGCUGAAUAUUUUGGAAGCUGAUAUAAAAGACUCUGGACGAUAUGAGUUGAAGGUAAAGAACAAGUACGGAGAGCUGGCCACAAGCGGAUGGAUCGAUGUUCUGGCCAAGCCAGAGAUUUCCGGAUUGGAAGACCGCAAGUGCAUGCCCGGCGACACAAUCUGCUUCGAGGCCGUGGUGCUCGCCAACCCGAAGCCGAAGGUAUCCUGGACCAGGGGGAAUGAGAACCUUUGCAACAACGAGAACUGUGAGGUGAUCGCCGACGUGGAUGCCGAUAAGUACCGACUCGUCUUCCAGGCGGUGACCCCAAGUGAAUCAUCGAAAUACACCAUUACGGCGGUCAACAGCGAGGGAAGGUCCAGUGUUGAAUUCAACUUGUCUGUGCUUGUGGAGAAGCCCACAUUCAUUGUCCAGCCUGAGAGCCAGAGCAUUCACGAUUACAGGCCUGUUUCCACUAAGGUUUUGGUGCACGGUGUCCCCCUGCCAACCAUUGAGUGGUUAAAGGACGACAAGCCGAUUAAUUACGAAGCCAUUAACAAGCCCCUUAAGGACAAGCUCUACAAAAAAGAGGACACCAAGAAAGGAUCCGAUCAAAUCGAAGGUGUAUUCGAUAUAAAAACAUUCAGGGAAAACGAUGUUGGAACGUAUACCUGUGUGGCCACCAAUGAAAUCGGAGUGACAAAAGCACCCUUCAAGCUGGCUCUGCUCUCCCUGGCACCAAGCUUUGUCAAGAAGUUGGACAAUGCCCUGGACGUGCUACAGGGAGAACCCCUAGUGCUGGAGUGCACCGUGGAUGGCAGUCCUCUGCCCACUGUCCAAUGGCUAAAGGACGGCGAAGAAGUGAAGCCCAGCGAAAGUGUGAAGAUUUCCACUAGCCCAGAGGGUUUGGUCAAAUUGGAGAUUAACCACUGCGAGCCCAACGAUUCUGGGGCCUACAAAUUAAUCAUAUCCAAUCCGCAUGGACAGAAGGUGGCCCUGUGUGCGGUGGCUGUUAAACCUGAGGAGGUGCAGCCGAGGUUUACUAAACCAAUUGCCAACCAAACUGUUGUCGUGGGUGAACCCCUGAAGCUGGAGGCUGAAGUGUACGGUUUCCCAGCUCCUGAGGUUAAAUGGUACAAGGACGGCAUGUUGCUUCGUCCUAGUCCGGAGAUUAACUUUAUCAACAAUCCCAAUGGAAAAAUUGGACUGAUCAUUGAUGCCGCACAACCGCAAGAUGCCGGAGUCUAUAAAUGUCUGAUAAUCAACAAGGGCGGAGAGAUGGAGGGCGUUUCCAAGGUGGAAAUCGUGCCCAAGGAGUCCAAGCCUGCAUUUGUGGCCGAGCUUCAGGACUCAUCGAGCAUCGAAGGUUUCCCUGUCAAAAUGGACAUCAAGGUGAUUGGAAACCCAAAACCAAAACUGAAAUGGUUCCACAACGGCCACGAAAUCCUGCCAGACCCCAAGCACAUUGCGAUUGUGGAGAAUCCAGACAACAGCACGAGCCUAAUCAUAGAGAAAACCGUUCCCGGCGACUCUGGACUAUACGAGGUGAUAGCUCAAAACUGUGAGGGCUCCACUGCGUCCAAGGCCAAGCUCUAUGUGGCUCCAAAAGCCGACGAAACGGCCACUGAAGAAGCACCCCAGUUUGUUUCGGCUCUCCGGGAUGUCAAUGCCGACGAGGGUCAAGAGCUGGUUCUAUCUGCGCCGUUCAUUGCAAACCCAAUGCCCGAGGUGAUCUGGACCAAGGAUGGAGUCACGCUCACUCCCAGCGAGCGUCUGCUGAUGACCUGCGAUGGCAAACACAUCGGACUGAGCAUAAAGCCAGCCGAGGCUGCCGAUUCGGGCAACUACACGUGCCUGCUGGCCAAUCCCUUGGGCGAGGACUUAUCCGCCUGCAACGCGAAUGUCAGGAAAGUGUACAAGCCGCCAGUGUUCACCCAAAAGAUCUCCGAUCAACAGCAGGUGUUUGGCAAUAACGCCAAGAUCCCGGUGACUGUAUCCGGAGUUCCCUAUCCAGAUCUGGUGUGGUACUUCCAGGACAAGCCCAUUCCCAAGUCGGACAAGUAUAGCAUCAAGAACGAUGGCGAUCAUCACAUGCUAAUUGUCAACAACUGCGAAAAGGGUGACCAAGGCGUCUACAAAUGCAUCGCCAGCAACAGGGAGGGCAAAGACAUAACCCAAGGACGUCUGGAUAUUGUCAAUGAAAUCAAGAAGCAUUCGCGUUCAGAGCCCCCAGUAUUUCUCAAGAAGAUUGGUGACUGCGACAUCUACGAGGGCAUGAUAGCCAAGUUCACAGCCUGUGCCACGGGAUAUCCAGAGCCAGAGGUCGAGUGGUUUAAAAACGAUCAGAGGCUCUUCCCUUCAGAUAGGUUCCUGAUUGACGUCGAGCCGAAUGGCCUCCUGCGGCUGACAAUAAAAAAUGUCACCGAGUCCGAUGUGGGACGUUAUUCUUGCCGCAUUUUCAAUCCAUAUGGAGAUGAUAUUUGCCACGCGGAACUGUUCUACGACUCCUUGGAUAGCCAGCAGAAGCCACUGGAAGAUCAAUACACCGAUUUCAAGAAGUACAAGAAGUCCGGAGCUCCUCCACCAUUGUCGGAAGGUCCAAUUAUAUCUCGUAUGACAGACCGGGGAUUGCUCCUGUCGUGGAACCCAUCGGUCCCUCUGACGCCACGUUAUCCCAUCACAUAUCAAAUUGAAAUGAUGGACCUACCUGAAGGAGACUGGCGUACCCUUCGAACUGGAGUACGCAGCUGUGCCUGUGACAUCCGUAAUCUGGAGCCAUUUAGAGACUAUAGAUUUAGGAUACGAGUGGAAAAUAAGUUCGGCGUGAGCGAUCCUAGUCCUUACACUCAAACCUACAGGCAAAAACUGGUGCCAGAGCCACCAAAAACGUACACCUACCUGCCACCAGGCACGGACUUCAGACCGGAGACUUCGCCCUACUUCCCCAAGGACUUUGAUAUUGAAAGGCCGCCACAUGACGGAUUAGCCCAGUCUCCUCAAUUCCUGCUUCGCGAGAACGACAUUAGUUACGGAGUGAAAGGCCACAACACGGAGCUUAUGUGGUUCGUUUAUGGUUAUCCGAAACCAAAGAUGACCUACUACUUCGAUGACAUGAUUAUCGAGUCGGGUGGCAGAUUCGAUCAGAGCUACACACGAAAUGGACAGGCCACGCUUUUCAUAAACAAUAUGCUGGACCGCGAUGUGGGCUGGUAUGAGGCGGUCGCCACGAACGAGCACGGUGAGGCUAGACAGCGAGUGAGAUUGGAAAUUGCCGAGCAUCCACGGUUCUUGAAGCGGCCGGAUGAAACCUUCAUAAUGUCCCGCAAAAACGGAAGAAUCGAGGCCAAACUGGUGGGCAUUCCCUUGCCAGAGGUUCAUUGGUAUAAGGACUGGAAGCCAAUUGCAGAAUCAUCUCGCAUCAAGAUUAGCUCCUAUGACCCCGACAUCUACGUUCUGUCUAUACACGAUUCGAUCAUCAAGGAUGGCGGACUAUAUUCGAUUAGUGCCAGGAACAUUGCUGGCUCCAUUAGCACCUCGGUAACCGUGCACAUUGAGGAGAACGAGGAUCAGUACAUCUACAAGACGUACGGCAGACAUCCGUAUGUGCGAUCCAAGCAGCUGCGCUACCAGGACAAGUACGAUAUUGGCGAUGAGCUUGGACGCGGCACUCAGGGCAUUACUUACCAUGCUGUCGAGCGUGCUACCGGUGAUAACUAUGCUGCAAAAAUCAUGUACGGUAGGCCAGAGCUGCGGCCCUUCAUGCUGAACGAGCUGGAGAUGAUGAACACGUUCAAUCACAAGCACUUGAUUCGUCCCUACGAUGCCUAUGACACUGACCGCAGCGUGACUCUUAUUAUGGAACUGGCGGCGGGAGGCGAGCUGGUCAAGGACAAUUUACUCAGACGCGAUUACUACACAGAGCGAGAUAUAGCCAACUAUGUCAGACAAACCCUUUGGGGUCUCGAGCAUAUGCAUGAAAUGGGAGUGGGCCACAUGGGUCUCACGAUCAAGGAUCUGCUCAUUUCGGUGGUCGGCAGUGAUUACAUUAAGGUAUCGGACUUUGGUUUGUCGAGGAAAAUCAACAAGCACAAUCUAUCGACACUGGAUUAUGGCAUGCCAGAGUUUGUUUCGCCCGAAGUUGUUAAUAAGGAAGGCGUGAACUACUCCCACGAUAUGUGGACCGUGGGCUUGAUCACCUACGUACUGCUUAGUGGCCAUAAUCCGUUCCUGGGCAUAGAUGAUAGGGAGACAUUGACUAAGAUUCGAGAAGGGCGCUGGGACUUUAAGGACGAGCUGUGGACUCACAUCUCUGAUGAUGGCCGUGACUUUAUCAGCCGUCUGCUCCUCUACAGCCCAGAGGAGCGAAUGGAUGUGAAGACAGCUCUGAAGCAUCCAUGGUUCUUUAUGCUCGAUCGCCAGGCCUCCGACCAUGACUAUCAAAUCCGAACCGAUCGUUUGAGGAACUACUACGAUCACUUCAGGGACUGGUAUGCCAAUGCAUCUUGCAAGAACUACUUCCGCAGACGUCGUCUGAGUGGCUGCUUCCAACAUCCAUCGAAAAUGGUAUAUCCCCCCGGUCACGUUUAUACCCCGGAGGCGACACCAGAGCCUUUGCCAGAGCCACGCAAGAGAGCGAAGCGCGAGGAAGUUGUUUCGAAAUACUUGCAUCCCGACUACGAGCUAGGUCUAAUUCAAUCGGAAAGCCAUUACCAGUAUGGUCCCGAUACAUAUUUACUGCAACUGCGGGAUGUAAACUUCCCCGUAAGAUUGCGUGAAUACAUGAAGGUGGCCCAUAGGCGAUCGCCAUCGUUUGCAUUAAACGAUUCUGUGGAUUGGACGCUGCCUGUGAUCCGCGAACGACGUCGGUUCACUGAUAUUAUGGAUGAGGAAAUCGACGACGAACGCACGCGCAGUCGCAUCAGCAUGUAUGCGGCCAAUGAUUCCUACUCCAUCAGGCGCCUGCGAACGGAGCUGGGCCCACGUCUGGAUGAGUACACUGAAGCCGAGGCCAUGAUAGAGACCCAGCGCGAGGGCUAUCCACCCUUCUUCCGGGAGAAGCCGCAGACGAUUGCAAUAACCGAGAACCAACCCAGUCAUAUCCAUUGCUUUGCAGUCGGCGAUCCCAAGCCGUGCGUCCAGUGGUUUAAGAACGACAUGGUUCUGUCUGAGAGCAAGCGCAUCAAAAUCUCAGUCGAUGAGGAUGGUCGCUCCAUUCUGCGAUUUGAGCCAGCCACCCACUUCGAUGUUGGUGUCUACAAGGUGGUGGCUAGGAACAAGGUGGGCCAAACUGUGGCCAGAUGCCGCAUCGUGGUGGCCACUCUCCCAGAUGCACCAGACUCACCCGAAAUCUCUGCCAACAGUGGCUCGGAGAUUCUCCUCAGAUGGAAACAGCCCCGUGACGAUGGCCACUCUACGGUCCUCUGCUACAGUCUGCAGUACAAGCUCAGCAACUGCGAUGCCUGGACCACGGUGGCCGACAAUAUCGAUCAUGAAUUCUACCUACUGCACGAUUUGAAGCCAAACACAAGCUACCAGUUUAGGCUGGCCUCUAAAAAUCGCAUUGGCUGGAGUGAAAUGGGAAUCCCUGUGGCCGCAACCACCGUGGGCCAGGACGCCCCCAAGAUCCACAUCACCAAGGCAAUGAAGCAUUUACAACAGCUCACCGAGAAUGGUCAUCAGGUGAUACCCGAAGAAGAGCGCGUCCACACCGACUAUCACUGCGAGCGAGAGCCCCCCAAUUGGGUGACCGAUUCGUCCGUGAGCGACAAGUACAGUUUCAUCUCGGAGAUAGCACGCGGGGAGUUCAGCACCAUCGUGAAAGGAAUUCAAAAGUCCACCGACACAGUGGUGGUGGCCAAGAUUCUCGAAGUGACCGAUGAAAACGAGGACUCGGUUGUGGCCGAGUUUGACAACUUCAAGACGUUGCGGCAUGAACGCAUACCCGCACUCUUCAGUGCCUACAAGCCAUUGAACGUGCCCAUAGCCAUAUUCGUGAUGGAGAAGCUCCAGGGAGCCGACGUCCUCACCUACUUCAGCAGCCGUCACGAGUACUCCGAGCAAAUGGUGGCCAGCGUUGUCACCCAGCUGCUGGACGCCCUUCAAUACCUGCACUGGCGUGGAUAUUGCCAUCUCAAUAUACAGCCCGACAACGUGGUAAUGGCCUCGGUUCGCUCGAUUCAAGUCAAAUUGGUGGACUUCGGUUCGGCCAAGAAGGUGAACAAGUUGGGCGUCAAGGUUACACCAUGCGGCUCGCUGGACUUCCAGCCGCCAGAGAUGAUCAACGACGAGCCAAUAUUCCCUCAGAGUGACAUUUGGUCUGUUGGUGCACUGACAUACUUGCUCUUAUCCGGAUGCAGCCCAUUCCGCGGGAACGACGAAUACGAAACGAAGCAGAAUAUUUCUUUUGUGCGAUAUAGAUUCGAAAAUCUGUUCAGGGAAGUUACCCCAGAGGCAACACGAUUUAUUAUGCUCUUGUUUAAGCGUCAUCCUACCAAACGGCCAUACACAGAAGAUUGCCUGGAGCAUAGAUGGCUCAUGUCCUCUGAUUAUAUGGUUAGAAAACGAGAGCGCGCUAUAUUCUUGGGUAAUCGUCUGAAGUCCUUCUGCGAUGAAUACCAUGACCACAAAAACGCCACAGCUACAUCAUCCAAAGUCCUCAAUACGGUAUCCGGUGGACCUACACCAACUCAACUGCUUCGAUCGAAUAGCAUCCAAGAGGAACUGCUCACAACAUUUUAGUCAAUUAGUUCCGACGUACGCAUAAGCGAAUGUUGUUUUUUUUUUUCUUGUAUAUAUGGAAUAUAAAUAAUUAUA